GCAGCGGGCGCGGACUCGGUCGCUACAAUGUAUCAGGGCGGCUGUCUGGCCCUGGGGCUGGCGCUGGGGCUGGGGCUGGCGCUGAGCCUGCCCCAGCCCUCGCUGCAGCCGCCGUCCUCCAAGAGCAGCUCGGUGGUGAUGGACUCAUCCACGGGCCAGCUCACCGUGGUGGAGGGCUGGGAGGCCGGGGCCAUCGCCUGGGCCAACCUCACCAACGCCAUCGGCGAGACCGGGUGGGCCUUCUUGGAUCUGGCUACCAAUGAGCUAUACAGCGAUGCUUUGCAGGCGUAUGCAGCUGGGGUGGUGGAGGCAGCCGUGUCCGCUGAGCUCAUCUACAUGCACUGGAUGAACACGGUGGUAGAUUACUGUGGCCCUUUCAAGUAUGAGACUAUCUACUGUGAGAAACUGAAGAACUAUAUCGAGCUGAACCUGGCUUGGAUGCAGAAGCAGAUUGCGUCUGGCAAAGACGUUGAGUACUGGCACCAGGUGGAGCUCGCUCUCCUGCAGCUGAAGGGGCUGGAGGACAGCUACCAGGGGCGCAUAGCUUUCCCAUCUAAGAAUUUCACCCUCACGCCCUUUGGCUUCCUCUUGUUCCAGCUGUCGGGUGAUUUGGAAGACCUGGAACCGGCUCUGAACAAGACGGAGCAGAGGCGGGUCAUGGGCUCCGGCUCCUGCUCAGCCCUCAUCAAGCUGCUGCCCAAUAACAGUGAGCUGCUGGUGUCCCACGACACCUGGAAUUCCUACCAGCACAUGCUUCGCAUCAUCAAGAAAUACGACUUCCGUUUCCGGACACUGCCCAAAGGUGGGUCGCCACUGAUCCCUGGGAAUGAGCAGGUUUUCUCCUCCUAUCCUGGGACCAUCUUCUCCUGUGACGACUUCUAUAUCUUGGGCAGUGGGCUGGUGACCCUGGAGACAACCAUCGGCAAUAGCAACUCGGAACUAUGGAAGUACGUUAAGCCUCAGAACAGCGUCCUUGAGUGGCUGCGUAAUAUUGUGGCCAACCGGCUGGCUCAGGAUGGGUCCACGUGGUCUGCCAUCUUUAAGAAGUUCAACAGUGGCACAUAUAACAACCAGUGGAUGAUCGUAGAUUACAACGCUUUCAUUCCUGGAAAGUCCAAGCCCAUGGAUGGCUUGCUCACUAUUCUAGAGCAGAUUCCGGGCCUGGUGGUGGUGGCUGACAAGACCCAGGAGCUAUACGAGAAGGGCUACUGGGCCAGCUACAACUUACCGUAUUUUGAGUCGGUGUUCAAUGCCAGUGGGAUGCCCGACCUGGUGAAGGAGUUUGGGGACUGGUUCUCUUACAAGAACAGCCCCCGAGCCCGGAUCUUUGAACGGAACCAGUCACUGGUACAUGACCUGGACUCCAUGAUCCGGCUGAUGAGGUUCAACAACUUCCCCCACGAUCCCCUGUCCCGGUGUGAGGACUGCAAUCCUGUGCAGAAUGGGGAGAAUGCCAUCUCAGCCCGCUCAGACCUCAAUCCAGCCAAUGGGACAUACCCCUUUUCUGCUCUGACCCAGAGAUCCCAUGGAGGCAUAGAUAUGAAGCUCACUUCUUAUGAGUUGUCCAAAGACUUCCGCCUAAUCGCAGUCAGUGGCCCCACGUGGGACCAGUUACCCCCCUUCCAGUGGAGUUCAUCACCCUUUGACAAGCUGUUACACAUGGGCCAUCCAGACCUCUGGAAGUUCUCCCCCAUCAAGGUCUCAUGGGAGUGAAGCUGGGGACCUGCCCCUCUCCCCACCACCCCACUGCCCUUGACCCCAGUGUCCUUAGGGAGUUGGCGCUUCCUCUCCUCUUCAUCCACCCUGGCUGCUGGUUUGUCUGACCCUGGAACCCCAAGGAAUAUGCCUGCCGGGCCUGGAGGGCUGAGGUCCCUCUACUCUCUGCUGCUUCAUUGGCUCUCGAGCCACCUGCCUUGUCCAAAGAGGCCCUGAGGGCCUUAGGGGACCACCAGUUUCCUAGCCCCAUUCCUCCCAUUCCCUCCUGAGCCCUGGGUUCCAGCCUCUAAAAUGCCUGCUCCCAAGCCACAGUGACUUUCCUGGAGAAGGAAGGGAGGGGAGGGGGCUUCCUCAAGGAUCUGCUGGACUCUUAGGAGCCUGCUUCCUGCCUUUCUGGACCUGUCUCAUUGAGGAAGCAGGCUCCCACCUUCCUCUGCCCCUUUCUAGGCACCAGUUACAGCUGUUUACUGAGACUGCAUACCCCCAACCAGGCUUUUGCCUCCACCUAGAAAGUGGUGGUGGAGGAGCUAGGCAUGACCCCCUGCCUCAUUCCCCCAUGUCCAUACUGUCAGCUCGUUCAUUGGACUGCCCUUCGGGAACAAAUUCGGAAAAACAAAAGACCACCAAACUACAUCACACCUUCCCCUGAAACCCCGGACUUGGAGAUUUGGGGGCUUUGGCUUUCCCUGGGCUCUGGGUAUCUGUCUGUUUCUCCUGCUUUCUCAUGGUGGCUGCCUAGGCUUGUGGGCUCUUCCUCUAGUGCCUGACCUCGCCAUAAGUGGGGACUGUGGAGGGGAGCCAGCCCUCUUGGGUCUGUGGGGGAGUGCUCCUGGUCCACUGGUCCUUUGCUGACAUCUGCCUCACUCUGCACCCAGCCCUGUACCCCCCUCGCCCCAGCUAACUCCACCCGCCUCUCACUGGCCAGGCCCACUCUGCAGGGCAGGGGAGGGCUUGGCUGUGCUUACUGCAUUGGAGGCCUUGGAGAGAAGGCUGGGGCAGGGAAGCAGCUGCCUCCAUGGAAAUGUCUUUGGUCCCAGAGGCCAAUUAGAGAACGAAGGACGUCUUCCUCCUCCUGAGCCCUCUCUGCUGCAGCCCCUUCCUUCCCAGGGCCACGCUCAGAGUGCCCGAGGGGCUUGUGGGGACUGGGCCUGGGGCUCUCUAGUGGCCAGGCCUCAAAUGGAUGCAAUGUUAUUAAAAGAGAGAGACUAUGGCCUCCAGCCCCACUCUGCUUUUUGGAGGGGGUUGGGAUGUUGUUGGCCAGGAAUGGGCUGGGACUUGCAGAGAAUCGGGACUUCAGAGGUGGAAGGGAUCUCACUGUCCAAGCCUGUCCACCUAAGUCCAACCCGGACCUGAGCUGAAAUCCCCUCUCACGCCCAGAGGACCUUGGGCAGGUCACAGCCUCUCUGGGCCUCCCUGUCUUCACCCGUACAGUGGACCACCUGACUGGGAGCCCCACACCUGCGAUGUUAGGUGAGUCAUCUGAUUUCUCUGGGGCUCAGUCUCCUGAUCUGAGAAAUGGGGAGCUGGCCUAGCGGGCUUCUUGAGGUCCCUUCCUCCUCUCUGUGAGCUCCGAUGUGGAAGGACCGCGAGCGAUGAGGGACGAGGCCCGAGAGGGCUGGGCUGGGGAGGCGGAGAGGGACACCCGCCUGCUCCAGUCUUCAAACCAGAGCACAGGUGUGAAUCCCCCUUUGUCCAUGUAUCCCUAAGGCCUAGAACAACAAAUGAAUGGAGAAGUAUUUAUUGGACGCUUGCUGUAUGCCGAGCACUGUGGGUUUUUUAGAUUUGCGAAGCACUUUGCGUGUCAUGUGAUUCUCAAGGAAACCCUGUGAGCGGGGUGACAUUAUCCCAUUUUACAGAUGAGGAAACUGACAUAGAAAAAUUAAGUGACUUGCCCACCAUCAUAUAGCUCCUAAGUGUUUGGGUCAGGAUUUGAACUCAAGUCUUUAUGAUUCCAAGGCCAUCGUUCUCUCUAGUAGACAUCUAACUGCCUAAAACAGAAAUUAGAGAAGACAAACCCUUCUCCUCUAAAGGAGCUUGAGUCCUAAAGAGUUUUCAGCUGCAGGGUGGACAGAAUGGCCCAGUGGUUAUUGGGAUUCAUCAGGGGGCAGACUGCAAGGCCUAGAUGCACCCAGUGCCUGGGGGGAGUGGACUCUGGAGGCCACAGUAGACUAGAUGGUUGGGUCUGCUGGCCAUCUGUUUUUACGCAGAGGGCUGUACUUGGUGACUGCUUGUUAAAGGGGUGUGAGUAGCCAGAGCUAUCCUGCGAUGAUGGUGUGUGUGUGUGUGUGUGUGUGUGUGUGUGUGUGUGUGUUUGGGGGUGGCUGCGGGGGCCUAGCCCAUGACUGUUGGGAAGAAGAGAGUGGGCCCAAGGGUCAGAGUGGAUCCAGGGUCUGGGUUCCCUCCCAAGGGAGUGAGGAUUUUGGGGGUCAGCAUCCAGCAUCCAUCCACAGUCAGUCAGUAAGCAUCAUGUGCCUACUACGUGCUAACCUACUACGUGCUAACUGCUUGGGCAUACAGAGAACAGUACAAGACAGUCACCCUUGAAGGCUGCAGUCUGAUGGGGAAGAGAACGUGCAAAAUUUAUAUACAAACAAACUAUAGACAGGAUGCAUUGGAGAUAAGCAGCAGAGGGGAGGUAUUAACAGUGUGAAGGGGGAUGAGGAAAGACUUCUGUGCAAGGUGAGAUUUUAGCUGGUACUUCAGGGAAGCCAAGAGGCAGAGAUGAGGAGGGGGACUAUCCCAGGCCUGGGACACAGCCGGGAGGAGGUGGGGGCGGGGAAAGGGCAUCCAUCCCUCCGGGACUCCUGCAGCCUCUGGCUCACAGGCACGCUAAAGGGAUUUCAAGUGGCUCGUUGGAUGGAGUAUUGGCCCCAGAGGCAGGAGAACCCGGAUUCAAAUCCUGCCUCAUAUAGUCACAACCUGGGCAAGUCACUUAAUCCUAUGUCUGGCUCAGUUUCCUCAUCUGUAAAGUGGGGACGGUCAUAGCAUCUACUUCUCAAGGUUGUUGUAAGGAUCACAUGAGAUAAUAUUUGUAAAGCGCUUUCCAAACCUUAAAGCACUAUGUAAAUGCUGGCUACUGUGGACUGUCACUAUUAUUACCUAUGACCCCCUCAUUUUUAAUGGAGAAAGAGGCGGUCAGUGACUUCUAGGUUCACACAGCUCAUUUCAGUUUCAGAGCCAGGAUUUGAACUCAGGUCUAAUAAUCAGUGCAGAAAUGUUUACAAGUCAUUCCCUAGGUCUUUUAGUUGUGACAGCUCCUCUCUCCUCUCCUCCCCCUAUUCUCUCCUGUCUUUUUUCUCUCCUCCUUUUUUCCCUCUCCUCCCCCUUUUCUCUCCUCUCCUGUAUUUUUUCUCUCCUGUCUUUUUUUCUCCCCUCUCUUUUUUCUCUCCUCUCCCUUUUUUCUCUCCUCUCUUCCCCUCUCUUCUCUCUCUCCUCUCUUUUUUCUCUUCACCCCUCUUCUUUCUCCUGUUUAUUGAAGAAAUCCUUGAUUCUUCCUCACCCUCAAACCUAAGUCCUAGCUUUCUUUCAUUCUCUUACAAUCUCUAUGUACCAGCCUCCCCUGCCUGCUUUUCUCCCAGGCUGACAGCAUGCUGCGCCAUCCAGUGCUUCUGCUUGGGCGUUUGCUCUGGAGGGAUCCCAGCGCCAAGAUGUUAGAGAUGGAAGGGCCUGGGAGCUCUCCCAGUAUAACCUCAUUUUAAAGAGGAGAAAUGUUACUCAGAGGGAAUGGAUUUGGACACGGGAAGUGAGAGGUGGAUCUCAACCUCCAAACACUGCCUGUCCAAGGCAAUUGAUUCCUUAACAAGCAUUCAUUGAGCACCUAUUAUAUGCCAGACACUACUAGGCAUCAGGUAGGAAGACAAUAUGUACCCUCAAGGAGAGUAGUCUAAUGGGGAAGAUAACAUGAACCCAUAAUAUACAACUAACAUACAUAAUGCAUCUGACGUUUGGAAAGGAGGUCAGUAGCAACAUGAGGGAGCAGGAAGGGUUUCAUGUACAAGGCAGCGCUUCAGCUGAGUCUUGAAAAGAAUGAGAGAUUCUGUGAAUCAGAGGUGGGGACACAGUGCAUUGCAGACAUGUUGCAAAGGCCUGGAGGUGGGAGAUGGGGUUCUGUCUGUGAGGAACAGCAAGAAGGCUGCAGAGGUAGGUUGGGAACAUUUUGUGAAGGACUUUCAAAACCAGAGGAAGUUAUAGUUGAUUCUAGAGGUAAUAAGGAACUGACAGAGUUGAUGGAGAAAGGGAGUGACAAGGUCAGACUUGCGAUUUGGCAGCUUGAGUUGGAGCAGGGAGAGACUUGAGGCUCAGAGACCAGGAACACAGCAAGAGGAGAUCAGGCUCUGGAAUUAGAGAAGGGGAUGGAUACCAGCAGAAGUGCCAAGAUUUGGCGACUGAUUGGAGGGGAACGAGGGAGAGUGAGGAGUUGAGAAUGAUGCCUUCACAGCCCUCUCUUGUUGGUGCUGGUGGUGCCUUCAAGAGGCAGGCAAAAGAACUGUAUUUGGAGUCAGAGCCUGGGUUCAAAUUUUGAUCUUGCCUCUUACUGUGAAUGCAGCAGGCAGCUAGGUGGCACAGUGGAUGGAACAUUUGGCCUGGAGUAAGGAGGAUGUUAGUUCAAAUCCCGCCUCGGACCUAACGAGCUGUGGGACCCUGGACUUCUGCCUCAACAGUAAAAGGAGAUUAUAAUAGCACCUACCUCCAAGGGUUAUUGUGAGGAUCAAAUGGAAUAUUUGAAAAAAGCACUCAGCCCAGUGCCUGGCACAUAGUAGGCGCUUAAUAAAUGCUGUCCCUCCUUUCAUUACAGUUUCCAUUUCUUUUUCUUAAUUUUUUUUAUUAUAAUACACUCCUUGCCUCACACAAUGGUUUUGAAGAAAGUGCUUUGUAAAGCUUAAUACACUAAAGAAAUGGGUGUUGUUAAUCUGCAAUAAAAAGUAAUCUUGAAGGCA
Molecule: messenger RNA, 6653 nt
Organism: Trichosurus vulpecula (common brushtail)
Lineage: Eukaryota; Metazoa; Chordata; Mammalia; Diprotodontia; Phalangeridae
Gene: PLBD2
Product: phospholipase B domain containing 2
Exons: 12
Coding region: 28-1713 (561 amino acids)
Biological process (GO): phospholipid catabolic process
Cellular component (GO): extracellular region
Molecular function (GO): glycerophospholipase activity
Source: RefSeq, a predicted model, not a curated record